Haemonchus placei is the source of this 366-nucleotide messenger RNA. Lineage: Eukaryota; Metazoa; Nematoda; Chromadorea; Rhabditida; Trichostrongylidae. The record is from the annotation of a GenBank genome assembly.
AUGAAUCUUUUUCAGGUAUACGACUGCUCUGCUGAAGCAACUGCCAUGAAGCAUGCCUCAAAAUGUGUUCACCGACAUUCCAAAAGCUCCGAACGGCCGGGACUCGGUGAGAACCUGUUCGAGACAACUGCACUGAAACUUGAUAAAGUUAAAGCAGCAGCACAGGCAUCUAAAUUGUGGUGGGACGAGCUGAAAGAGUAUGGCGGUGGUCCGUCAAACAAUCUAACGGUAGCUCUGUUCAAUCGUCCCAAUACCAAAAUCGGUCACUAUACCCAAAUGGCUUGGGAGACUUCCUACCGACUCGGAUGCGCGGUCGCUCACUGUCCAUCCUUUACUUACGGUGUCUGCCAUUACGGACCUGCGUAA